GCAGGAGGAAAACUGCAGCCCCCGAGGGUUUGCUGGUUUACGGUUACCUACUCCGGACGAAAGAGACAUAUUGUGGAUGUUCAUCAGAAUCAACUGUACAUGUGGAGCAUGUUUUCAGCUUCAUUUUGUUCAGUGGGGAUCCGUCUUCCGCUGAGGAUCCUGAAUUCGACUAAGAGGCUUGGAGACACUGAAGCUGCUCAGUCUUCAGCUUCUUCGUUUUUUUGAUCUGGGAUUCGUUUGCUUCUGAGAUACAAUUGAAAAUCUCCCUCCUCCUCCUCCUCCUCCUCCUCCUCCCCCUCCUCCAAAACAGAGCCUUGGUUUCUGCCAGUCUCUGUUUAGUGCGGGAGUGGGAAGAAGAACAGAGGAGGCAGAGGAGCAGGAGAAAGAGAGAGAGAGAGAGAGUGGAAGAAGACGGCAAGCAAUUGGACGGGGUAGCAGGGAAGGUGAAGAGCGAGGCAGAGAGAGGAGAACAGGGAAGGGUUGCAGUUGUCCUUGCGUAUCAAACCCACCCUUGGGAAUCCUAAUAAAUGCGUUUUCGAGUCCGAAGCGAUCAGAGGGGGAGAAGGUUGAGGGCAGAAAAAAUGUCACUUGGUUGUCCUCAAAGACAAGGAUGAAGAAGAUUUGGCUUGCUGUCCUUUGGUGAUGGUGAUGGUGAUGGUGAUGAUGACGAUGACAACGACGACGAUGAUGAUGAUGAUGAGAAAGGGGGAGAAGGGGGAGGUCAUGCCACGUCACGUUAUUGCCGUAUCUGGACUGAAAAUUGCACCAAAUACAGCUAUAAUGACCGGGCGUGAUGAUAGGGGUAAUGACAGACAUGGCAGCGUCGUCUUGCCCUUUGGUCUGUGAGGUCACCAGCGUCUUGGAACUGAGAAUCUGAUAAGCCCUCUCAAGUACUCAAAAAAAAAAAAAAAAAAAAAAAAAAAGACUCCUGAAGUACUGUAGUAACCGUGUAGUUACUGUAGUAACUGUGUAGUUACUGUAGUAACUGUGUAGUUACCGUAGUAACUGUGUAGUUACUGUAGUAACUGUGUAGUUACUGUAGUAACUGUAGUUACCUUUCUCGCCGUUUAUUCUCGGCCUUUUGGCUAAGGAAGAUCAAGAGCAGUAUCUGUUAUCUGUUCUGAUCAGUUUUCCCUCUUGGCUAAGAAGAAAAAGGAUCACGAUUCAGGGGUAGGAAAAAAGGGACCUGUGUUGUCGGAGUACAAAGAAUCAAGGAUUCAAGGUGCGAUAUCGGAUGUACAUUUCACAGUGGCUAGCACUUUGACAACGCCAUACACAAGACCGCAGUACCCACCUCUUCUGGCCUGGUAAUUAUUGCCGUAUCUGGACUGAAAGUUGCCCCAAAUACAGGUAAAAUGGAUGUUCUCAGGAGGAUAAACAGGGGCCGAUCUAGCGAUGGAGAAGCUUUGGAUGAAUGGAAAGAAGAGGCAGAGGGUACUCCGAGUCCCUGGCGGGCGACUAAAGCACCUGAUGGGUAUAAGUCACCCAAACUCGCCACUGGAGGCGCCAUUUCAGGGGAAAGAGACAGUGGAGAUGGUCGGGGGGCUGGGCAUGCAUUGCCGCACGACCAAACUCACUCGCAGCAUCAUCACUCCUUCUCCCUCUCCUCCUUUUUCCGAAGUGGAAGACAUGGGGAGAGGGGAAAGAAGCCUGCCAACAGGGAAAGGAAAUCAUGUAUGGGACGCGCUCUGGGACCCAAUCGCACCUCUGCUGACCAGUCGCCAAGGCCGACGACAGACACAGGGUCUGGGUCGUCCGGUGGCUCCCCUGUCGAUGGCCACCGAGAUUGGAAGUCUGUGGCAUCCCCUGAGCCACCACCACCGCCUCCACCUCUCUCCGCAGGUGCCAUGGCCAGGAGACGACAACAGGCUGAGCUGUGGGAAGGAGCAGAAGACAGAAGCGAUGAGAGCAAUGCGGAAUUCUUCAAGGCUUUAGGAGAAGAGGCGCGUGAGAAAUCCUCAGAAACAACAAAAGCAAUCGUGCAAGCAAAACAGAUUGCAGAGAGGACCAGGGGCAUCGGGGGUGAUUUAUUAAUAGCACUCAACGAGCAAGGGGAAAUGAUUGCCAGAACUCAUCAGACAGGAGAAAAAGUGAUGAGGAAGAUGGGGCCCUGGUUUGGGAAAUCAUGGAAACCAAGGAGGGGGAAGGGAGUAUCGGGACCCCCAGUUGUCCGAGUCAAGUCAAUGAAGAGGAUGAAUUCAGGCAAGCUGCGGCCCGAGCUUCUAGGGGAGCCACGGAAGCCUCAGAAACCUACUGUACAGGAACUCGAGAAGCAGACAACCCUCAAUCAUCUGGAGGCUGAGAGAAAGGAACAGGACAGGGGCCUUGACGACUUGAGCGAUUUUCUGAAGGAUUUGAAGGGAUUAAGCCUCGAAAUCGGUGAUGAGCUUAGCAGGCAAAAUCCUGCCUUGGAUGCACUUCAUGAUGAUCUGACUGCGGUAGAUAAAGGAGUUGGACAUGCAAACACGCGGCUGAGGUAUCUGGUCCGAAGAUGAGGUAUGUGCAUUCGUUAUGCGGAAGGGCAAGGUGACAGAAAAAUUUGCCCUGGAGGCACGACUUGCAUAUAAACUGCGCUGAGGAAGGAGGCUGCAAAUUCAUUUGAUCUCUACUGAAGCGGGGUAGGGGGGGCAGAGGAGCAGAGGACAGGGGAAGGGUGGGUGGACGGGGCGGGGGACGGCUGGACCGAAGCAAACGGAACAAGAAAACAAAAUAAAAAGAAAGGACAAAAGAUGGUGAGGACAAUGACAAUUUACGGAAUGCUGGAACCGGUUUCCUUAAUCGUACUGAAUGACGUUCAAUUGUCAAACAUGGCUAUCUUCUCUUUCUUCUUUGGUCCGUCGCCAUUGAAAUACAAAGGCCCUUUAGGGUCCAAAUUUCCCUUGUUGUACUAAAUUACUUACAGAGGUAUGCAUACACUCUAGGAAUACCUCAGGGAGGCAGAGGAGGAGAGGACAUGGGAAGAGUACGCCGGUGUGGACAGAAGAAAACAGACGGUGACGAGAAUGACAAUUGAUGGGAUGCGGGAACCAGUUUCCAUCACCAAGACUGUCGUACUGAAUGAUGUUCGAUGGGACACUGGGCCCAGUUUCCAGCAGGUGUGACUCCCCGUCAAUGGAUCGGAGUAUGCUAGUCGAUGUGUGUGUUGAGAUAAACAGAGCCCCGCAAA
Molecule: messenger RNA, 3166 nt
Organism: Chara braunii
Lineage: Eukaryota; Viridiplantae; Streptophyta; Charophyceae; Charales; Characeae
Source: the annotation of a GenBank genome assembly